CCCUUAGCACCCUCCUUCCCCUUCAGACCUGCAAGAAAAAAAUAAAGUAAAAAAUAAAAACACCCACAAAAUCAAUAGUAAAAUCUUCAUCACCAAAUAAGGCAGGUCUCUCUGUGAGCUUAUUCAUCUUCGCCAUGGACAUGAAGAAGAUCUCCUGCGCUGUCAUUGUCGCUGCCGCCUCCAUGAGUGCAGUCAUGGCCUCCACUGACGCCCCAGCUGCUGCCCCAGGUCCAGCCUCCAGCGCCGCAUCCGCAACCUUGCCUGUUCUUGGGUCCUUGGUUGGGGCCUCCCUUGUUUCUUUCUUUGCUUACCAUCUGCAGUAAGCCCAUAAAUCUAUGAAAACACACGUAUUGAAGAUCAAGAAAAUGGAGGAUUAAUUAGUAGGCUCAAAUUUGAUUACUUGGGUUCAAUUUAUUGAAGAAUCUUCUUCACUUCAUUUGUAAAUGAUGACAAUUUGAAUUCCUUGUGAUACUUGGCAAUAAAAAGUUAUUUGUAUGUCGUA
Messenger RNA from Durio zibethinus, 502 nucleotides. RefSeq names its product arabinogalactan protein 23-like. The record is from RefSeq and is a predicted model, not a curated record. Lineage: Eukaryota; Viridiplantae; Streptophyta; Magnoliopsida; Malvales; Malvaceae.